GACGAAUACACUGUGUUCGCUGCAGGUUUGGAAACAGAAUCUUUGGGCCGAUCUGGAACAGGGACAGCGUGGCCUGUGUCGUCCUCACCUUUAAGGAACCCUUUGGCACCCAAGGUCGAGGAGGCUACUUUGAUGAUUUUGGCAUCAUCCGAGAUGUCAUGCAGAACCAUUUGCUCCAGAUGCUCUCCCUAGUUGCCAUGGAGAAACCAGCUUCCACCAGCUCUGACGAUGUCAGGGAUGAAAAGGUGAAGGUGCUGAAGUGUAUUGCUCCACCAACCAUGUCGGAUGUUGUGCUGGGUCAGUACGUGGGGGAUCCAGAGGGUGAAGGAGAUGCCAAACUGGGUUAUCUGGAUGAUCCCACAGUACCUAAAGGAUCAACUCAAGCCACAUUUGCCACCACUGUGCUCUACGUACACAAUGAACGCUGGGAUGGCGUUCCUUUCAUCCUUCGCUGUGGCAAAGCACUGAAUGAGAGAAAGGCCGAGGUGCGGCUGCAGUUCACCGACGUCCCCGGAGACAUUUUUGGAACUCAGUGUCGCAGGAAUGAGCUUGUGGUACGCGUGCAGCCCAACGAGGCUGUGUAUGCCAAGAUGAUGAGCAAGAAACCUGGCGUGUACUUCAGCCCGGAAGAAACGGAGCUGGAUCUCACCUACAAGAGCAGAUACAAGGACGUGAAGCUUCCCGAUGCUUAUGAGCGUCUCAUCCUGGAUGUCUUCUGCGGGAGCCAAAUGCACUUUGUACGCAGUGAUGAACUGAGGGAAGCAUGGAGGAUCUUCACUCCUCUCCUUCAUCAAAUAGAGAAAGAGAAGCCGAAGCCAAUUCCUUACAAUUAUGGAAGCCGUGGCCCUCAAGAAGCAGAUGACCUCGUGCAGAAAGUUGGAUUUCGUUACGAAGGCACUUACAAAUGGGUGAACCCUCACAGACUUUGAAUUGCGAUGAUAUGAGGGAUGAGUGGAGGUAGGAUGGUAGGAGGGGUGCAGUAGGGCGAGUGGUUAGAUAUUUUCCAGUACAGGAUCAUCUUUGAGAAACAAGGCUUUUCCACGAUGUGGAUCUAUCAUGCCGCAAAGACAGAAAAUCUCAGGUAUUGCAGUUAUUCCAUAAGGCCUGGUCAAACUUUCACUAGACAUUUGUGAGUUGAUUGUGUUUUCAUGGGCUUGUACCACAGUUACGGUGGUAGUUUUCAUACAUUCACAGCAGUUUUCAGCUUUAAUUAGAGAUGGGAUCAAGUCUGUGAAAAAACAGAACGAUCAAGGAUUUUUGGGAACAAAUUAUUCUGCUAAGUGGAACUCCUUAUUCCUGUCUUCAGUGAUUAGAUCAGAUAUCCAAACCACAAGAACAAAACGCUGCAAGCUAAGUGUUGUCCACAUAGUGUCAACCAACGGACACAGAAAAUGAAGAAUAGGAACAAAUGUCCGCUAGCUGUCGCUCUUAAAUCACCACAAUUUUAAUGCCAUUCUGCUUUUGAUUGCAUUGUUUGCAUUUCUACUUUUGCUGCUGUUUUUCGCCUCCUCUGUGUGGGACCAAGGACAUCAUGGUGGUUUUAAAAAUAAACAGAUUAGUUUCCACGAGGCGAUUUUCUUCAAAGCGUUUAUACUGCGAGUCUUAACUGUCUUCACGGACGAGCAAAGCAGGCUCCUUUUUAGUUUCUGCACUUUGAGCUUCAUUCCCUUUUUGUUUACAUUUUCCAGAUUUAUUUAAGUUGCUGACAUUGAUUCCAUAUUUCAAAAUCCAGACGACAGUGGUGUGUACCACAGGUCAGCAGUGAAUGUCUGUUUUUAUGCAUUGUAUACCGCACACUCAUGUAAAGCUAGCGACAUUUCCACAAGUUGUAAUAAACUAGUUUUGCUUGUUA
This is a messenger RNA of Pundamilia nyererei, 1852 nucleotides long. Its product is annotated as glucose-6-phosphate 1-dehydrogenase. NCBI's taxonomy places the organism in Eukaryota, Metazoa, Chordata, Actinopteri, Cichliformes, Cichlidae. The record is from RefSeq and is a predicted model, not a curated record. The annotation marks the transcript as partial. Gene Ontology annotation, cellular component: cytosol. Gene Ontology annotation, molecular function: NADP binding; glucose-6-phosphate dehydrogenase activity. The transcript has 7 exons. Gene Ontology annotation, biological process: glucose metabolic process; pentose-phosphate shunt, oxidative branch.